This is a messenger RNA of Caenorhabditis remanei, 2859 nucleotides long. RefSeq lists its product as uncharacterized. The coding region runs from base 1 to 2859 and encodes 952 amino acids. The transcript has 9 exons. The record is from RefSeq and is a predicted model, not a curated record. NCBI's taxonomy places the organism in Eukaryota, Metazoa, Nematoda, Chromadorea, Rhabditida, Rhabditidae.
AUGGGUGACGAUAUUCCUUCCACGUCAUCUUACCAAUGGAGGAAUGGUUCAUUUUACCAUGAGAUUGAGAACGCAACCCAAGAGCAGCUUUGGUUCGGAAUCUAUGGCAGAGAAGCAACGUCAGUGAAAGAGGCGAAACAACUCCUAAUCAGAUUUCGAGGAGAACUUAAUCUAGUUCGUAAUCAGAUCGUUGGAAAAAUUCAGAAAAGAGAAAUGAGACAGCGCCCUUUGUGUGUAUACAUUUCGGAGUUCCUAAACGAUCUCACUCACAGUUUGUGCAAAUUCGAAACGCGAUUUUUUCCUAUGGAAUGGGUACUUCCCGAUAACUGCUGUAUUCCACAUGAGUUUUCAAAGAGUGCUCCUGAAGGAAAGUACACAAUGAUUAUUUCAAUACGCAUGCAACCAUUGUCUGAUGUACUACAAGAUCCUGAAAGUUCUAAAAUAGCGCAACAUAUCUCUGAAAUGCCGGACCAGACAUCCCAGAAAUCUGCAUAUGACAGAGCAAGUACAUUCUUCAGAAAGUUUGUGAAUGAUGCCGUUGAACAUUUAUACGGUUACAAUAUAAAAUGGGUUAUCGAAAAUGAUCCACCAGAACCAAAGCGGGUCAUUGAGAAGAGACGACAACUGCAAUAUGAAUUAUAUGUAGGAUCCCUUUUGAAAUACGAAACUGCCGAGAAAAGGAUGAGAAUUGAUGAUUCGCAGAUCAAGACAAAGACUGACGAAAAUAAGAAAAGAUUACGAAAAGUAGAAGAGGUCACCGAGUUUAUUCCGAUAGAACCCAAAAAUGCCUUUGAAAGAGUUAGUGGUGACAAUGAUUCAUCGUCAGUGAAUGAAGCGCAAGGAGAAAUAUCUGGAGAACCGGAACACUCACAGCUCAGAAUGCCGUCAUAUUUUGAGAAGAAUCCGGACAAAAGGAAUGAAAUCAGUCAGAUUCUGGCGAAGGUCGAAAGAAAUCGUGAGAAGCUCAAUGACAGUGUUGGUUUGAUAGCCGGUCAAUCGCGUGUUUACAAUCAAGAAGGAAGCAUGCAUCGAACAUCUUUCAAUAGUUCCCUAAUCUAUCAAGAAAGUACAAAAGAUUCUCAAGUUGGAGCAGUACUAAAUAAAUCAUGCCCCAGAGACAGCUUGGAUGUUCAUCAUUCUAGGGAAAAUAUUGGACGAUUAAUCAAGGAAGCGAACAUAAUCCUGAAUACUCAUGAACCAAGUUCUCAUGAAUCCAUUUUAUCGAUAGGCAGCAAGUAUCCGAGCGACGAUUCUUGUCUGACCUCCUCGACGUGUUCCCGAUCUGAAAGAGUUACUGAUGAGAGCAAUGGACGACAUGGAAUGAACUCUUCUUGUGACAAACCAACAAUGAAGACUAUUUCCGAUGUGUUAACGAUCAUGACAGAUGCUGAGGAGCAGAAAAUUCGACAUGUUCGUUAUACUCCUCCUUCCAGUAGUCCUCGUCUGAAUAUUGUCAACGAUGACUCGACGAAUGCUUCACCUGUCAGUAAAACUAUGUUGUCAACGCCAAUAUCUUGGAGUCCGGGAUAUCUAGAUGAUAAAUCGAUUGAUUCUAGGAUCAAGGAUACGAUUAGAGACCUAGAAUUGAUGGAUAAUGAGACGUCUCUCGAUAUUUCUCCAACUUCAUAUCAAGAGAAGAACGAAGAAAUGGACGGAUGUCCACUACUUGAAUCAGAUGAGUCUGAUGAAGAAUAUGGUGACUUUAUUGGAUAUUCAGAAGCUCAUGCUUCACAAAUUCCAACUCGAGGGCAAAAUUUUGACGUUUCCCAAAUAAAGGAAAAGAAGUCAGAUGUUCAUGCAAGUUAUGUAACUGUGUCUACCGAAGAAACUGAUGAAGUGAUUGUUGAAAAUUUAUCAUGUCCUUCCGAAGAAAACAAUUACUCAGAUAUUAAAGAAGUCAAUCGCUCCGAAAUUUCUGGAAAUAUGAAUAAUUCGGAAGGUUCACUUGUGGAAAACCCAACCCAAAUAUCACUCAAAUUUCCACAAAAACCACAGUGGAAUCAGUGCGCCGUAGCACCGAGAAAGGAAGAAAAAUCAUCGAAAUCCACGUCCACUUCUACCUUUAAACACAACACAAACAUUUCUUCACCUUUUCAAAAUAAGUUAUCUACACCUAGCGUUACCAUAAAAUUCGCUAAGAAAAAACUUUCGCCGUUAGUUGCGAAAGGGUUCGGGUUCAAUUACGAAGACGUCACAUCAGAAACACUGCAUCUUUUGCCGAAGCAUAUUCAGUUAAUGUCUAGAAUGAAAGCGAGCGAGAAUCGCAAAUAUUGGUUCAAUCAAAUAAUCGAGAAGUAUGAGCUUUUUGGUGAAUAUGGAAUACUAUGCAAAAAUGAAGAAACUAAAAAACUGAUGAAGAAUGUUUGCAGUCAGUUAUCCUCUAACCAACCAACGAUAUCCCAUGGUACUACAUCACAAUUUUCGAGCUUCUUUAACACAAAAAAGGAAGAGCCUGUGGAUCAUCACCAACUGAAAAAAUUCCUGAAGAAUAAUAUAAAAAAUCGGUUCAGAUUGGAUUCAGGUCAAUUUAAGUACUACAUUCCAAAUAAUUGGAUAGAUCAUUUGUGUCAACUCGUCAGCGGCAAAUCUGCAUCGUUCAAUUUCAUAAGCUCUCUUGGAGAUGAAGACUGUGCACUCUGGUAUAUUGCGAGGCACUUACCUGCACAUGCGGAAAGAGAGAUGAAGCAGCGGAAUUUCGAAUUGUGUAUGAAGCUAGUAUUUGAUCUUGUGCGGACCGUGCUGAUUCUGAAGAUAGAUGAUAAUGGAGAUCAUCAUUUGUUCUUUGAUGGAACGUUGGAUUUUAAGACUCCGCCCACAUAUGCAAACUCAACUUCCAGCUCACCACUAGAAUCCGAAUGA